UAUUGGACACUGGACUUUCGCUUCGAUACAAGAUAUUGGCUGUGUUGCCACACUAAGAAAAAGAAUAUCCGACUGCCUCCUCCCUCUUGUAGAUCUACGCGCCAGCGAGCUGCAAUUCAGCAGAUGGCGACCAAACCAUUGAUUACUCCCUCACGUUCGACGUCCGCGUCAUCAAAAAGCAGCGAUUCAAUCAUAAAGAAGCGUGAUCCAUCUGAGCGCCGGUAUCCACAGUUUGCAGUGCCACAGCAAGAAUCAGGGCUGACCCCUACUCGACCAUUCGAAGAACCGCAGAGCCUUGUACAACCGCUAGCAGUACAGCAACCAUCGCGAGCUCCUUUGGAACCAUACUUACACCGACCGACGUUUCGAACGCCCGAGCAGGAGCGGCUUCCUUUACUACAAUUAAUGCGAUCACCACCCCAACAAAUGCUAGAGCCAUCGUUGCAGCCGCCCCUACGGCAGGCGCCACCAGCGUCUCUACAACUGCCUCCUCAACCGCCACUGCAAGCACAACCUGCAUCGCCCCAAUUUUACAUUCCCAUGUACACGGAUGCACAUUCAGGGAUAGCAUCCGUCCACGGAGAACCUCUACCGGCACCACAAGCGCUUCCAAGGGAAACUCUGUCACCAGUACCGCAUGCAUACGUUGAACCUGGAAUCACUCCUACAACGUUGCCGAAUUUAUCGCGGCUGCUGGAAUCUAUACAAACACCGCGCGUGGAAUCUCCGGAUAUGAUGGCAACGCCCAUGCUUCCACCUUCAGGGGACUACCUGCAGCAAGCAUCGCAACAACCAUUACUCAGCACUAUACCAACAGUGCAGCCAGCUCAGACGCUGGAGCAAAACGCACAUCCGCCGCUACAGUCGGCGCCGAAACGUGGGGAUGAUUCGCUGUCAUGCGACAGUCCAUCGCCCCAACCUGCUGAACAAAAUUUACCAUCAAAAACUCGCGAGGAGAGAAUGCAAAGUGGAAGCCCUUCUGGAGUCCCCACUAUUGAGGUGACCACGGACAACGACGAGAGAAGGUCUUACUAUGCAUGGUUUAUUUGCUCCCUCACAUUUGGUUCUCUCCUCCUUCCUGGCGGGCUGUUGCUGCUACCUCUAUUGCUUCCUGACACGGAAGCGGAUACCACUAGUACACCAGGCAACGGAAGUGUAAUAAACAACGACUCAACCAGAAACGUUCCAUCCGAGUGCUUCCAUAACGUCACCUUAGAAUCUUCCUUUCAAAGUUUAUAUGAAGGCAAUGUGCCACGGAAGGCGUCUACACUUCCUCCGAAGACUGUCUGCUGCGUGUAUAACGUUUCCCGCUUUCACAAGGCCGGAGAUUGGGACUAUCUCCCAAAACAUAUUCCAUUUUACCUGUGCACCUGCGUGAUUUACUGGUCCUACGGAAUACGCUCCGGAACUGUGUACAGCAGAGUACCUGCUUUCGACCAGCUCUACGGCGUCAGCCAGAUGGGCCGCUUAAAGAUAGCCAACAGGACCAUACUCCUUUUGGCGGUCGGUGGGUUCCCAGAAGACAGCGUCCAUUUCUCUAUGCUGCGCGACACCAGGCUCAUAGGCCGUUUCACCUCCCAGUUAGUGGACACUGUGCUGGACAACAACUUCGACGGCGUCACCAUCCACUGGACGUACCCUGGGGAUGCCUGUGGCAGCGACGCUACCGAUGCAGACACCAUGGUCGAUAUCAUGACUCGUCUGAAAGCAUUAUUUGGUAUGAACAACCGACCAGACGCAAAGCUCAGCGCGAUUUUCCCGUCUGAUGUUGACGCACUCUCCGAAGGCUACAACGUGAGUGCGUUGGCCAGCAUGCUCAGUUUCAUGUUCUUCGAGACGCACAUGAUAAAAUACAAAAAUGCGAUGUAUGGCUGCUGUCGUAAUGCAGACGCUACGUUCGAUGCACUGCGCAAAGUUCAACGCAGAUACAAGAUUCCGGGGCCGAUUGUUUGUUUCAGUGCAAGCGUGAAGCUGUGGGCAGUAAAACUCCUGAUUGCGAAAAUGAUGCCGUAUAGGUAUGCGGGCCGUCUGCCGUCUUACUCCGUGAGCAACGAAAGAGGGAGGGUCGCAGCGUUCGAAGCGUGCGAGACAGCGAAUCUGACAAAGGAAAUUUGGACGCAGGGUUGCUACAAGUAUUGCCAGGGGUACACUGGUACGACUGUGAAGGAUGGCGUGAACACUUUCUUUCUGACGGAGUCGAAGGAGUCUUACAUACUGAAAGUCGACUCACAGCACUGUAUCUUAGUGCACGACAUAGACUAUGACUCGUACAAAAGUAAUUGCGUUGGAGCGCUUGGCGUGGACAGCUUGCUAACGGAGGUUGUCGGAGCGGCAAUGGAUAUUAUCUAGGAACGUUCGACAAUUCAUUGAUCAAUUU
Messenger RNA from Ornithodoros turicata, 2377 nucleotides. RefSeq lists its product as uncharacterized. The record is from RefSeq and is a predicted model, not a curated record. The coding region runs from base 124 to 2349 and encodes 741 amino acids. Gene Ontology annotation, biological process: carbohydrate metabolic process; chitin catabolic process. The transcript has a single exon. NCBI's taxonomy places the organism in Eukaryota, Metazoa, Arthropoda, Arachnida, Ixodida, Argasidae. Gene Ontology annotation, cellular component: extracellular region. Gene Ontology annotation, molecular function: chitin binding; chitinase activity.